AAGCGUGUACUCUCUCUCUCUCUCUCUCUCUUCCUCUCUCCCUCUCUCCCUCUCUCCCUCUCUUCUUUUUUUUUUAUUCAGCGGUUGCCAUGUCUACGUAUUACAACACUCAAGACAAGAAACAAAAAGACACUGUUUAUUUGCCUCCUAUUCAACCUCAACCCCACAUGUCAACUGGCUUAGAUGCUGGGCAGAAGAGAACAGUUCCCUGGUUAGAAGACAACAGAGAAACAAAGACGCCUAAAAUAGUCGAGAAACAAGAUAAAAAACCGCAACAAAUGCAACUCUCUCAAUUGACGCACCCAAAGCCAUUCAAUGCAAAUAACGCAGGUAAUACUGCUGCUGCUGCUGUUGUGAGUGCUACCACGGCUGCCAACACGGCUAUUCGACAACCCUAUGUUGCUGUCUAUAAUGAUCAGUCCAUUAUUCACCAGCGAAUCAAUCGUCCCAAACUCAAAUUGGACGAUUUCAACAUAUCACGUACUUUGGGUACUGGAUCCUUUGGUCGUGUUCAUUUAAUACAGUCUAAAGUCAAUGCUCGUUACUAUGCGAUGAAAGUGUUGAAAAAGACAGAAGUAAUUCGAUUAAAACAAGUAGAACACACCAAUAACGAAAAACACAUUUUGGAAUCAGUGGCUCAUCCUUUCCUUGUAAAUAUGUGGGGCACUUUCCAAGACUGUAAUAAUCUGUAUAUGGUGAUGGAUUAUGUGCCUGGUGGCGAGUUGUUCUCUGUCCUUAGACGAUCACAACGGUUUCCAGAUCAUGUAGCCAAGUUUUAUGCAGCUGAAGUGAUCUUGGCUAUUGAAUACCUUCAUUCCAAAGACAUGAUCUAUCGUGACCUGAAGCCUGAAAACCUAUUGUUGGAUGCUCAAGGACAUAUCAAGAUUACUGAUUUUGGGUUUGCUAAAUAUGUACCAGACAUUACUUGGACACUGUGUGGUACACCUGAUUAUUUAGCCCCCGAGAUUAUUCAGUCCAAAGGUUAUGGAAAGGCUGUUGACUGGUGGAGUCUAGGUGUUUUGAUUUACGAAAUGUUGGCUGGAUAUCCACCAUUUUUUGAUGACGAUCAUUUAAAACUUUAUGAAAAGAUUUUGGCCUGUAAAAUUAAAUGGCCAGCUUAUUUUGACACAAAUGCCAAAGAUUUAUUGAAACGAUUAUUAACGCCUGAUUUGACAAAACGAUAUGGUAAUCUAAAGGCUGGAAGUGAUGAUAUCAAACGUCACGGCUGGUUUACCGGAGUUGAUUUCAAUCGUAUUUUAGCUCGUCAAAUCAGAGCACCUUAUGUUCCUCAAAUACGAGGAGAAGGGGAUGCUAGUCAUUUUGACAAGUAUCCAGAGACACAAGAGCAGUAUGGUAUUACUGGUCAAACAGAUCCUUAUAGAAGCUUAUUUCCUGAUUUUUAAUAAAGAAUUAGAAGACGCAUUUUAUAAACAUGUAAGCCAUAGCAUGGAUAUAUGACUAAAAGUCAGUCUAUAUAGACUGUGUCCUUGUUUACUUUAGGAUCAACCCCGUAGAUGCAUGAAUUGUAAUUUAAAGUCAGAAUAUGCAGCUUAUUCAGGGCAUGAUCAGUGUGGC
Gilbertella persicaria is the source of this 1575-nucleotide messenger RNA. Its product is annotated as kinase-like domain-containing protein. The record is from RefSeq and is a predicted model, not a curated record. Lineage: Eukaryota; Fungi; Mucoromycota; Mucoromycetes; Mucorales; Choanephoraceae. The transcript has 4 exons. Gene Ontology annotation, biological process: peptidyl-serine phosphorylation. Gene Ontology annotation, molecular function: ATP binding; cAMP-dependent protein kinase activity. Gene Ontology annotation, cellular component: nucleus; cAMP-dependent protein kinase complex. The coding region runs from base 90 to 1403 and encodes 437 amino acids.